AAGACGUCCGAGAGCUUCUUCAUUCAGCUAGUAUUGCCAUGGGGGCUAAUGGUAUGUUGACGUCAUCCACUGCGAUCUCAACAAUUGCGAUUGCGCCGUCUUCUCUAUUGCAUUCUGUAUUGGCACUUUCCUCUGCACCGGUUGAUCAAGAGGCUUCUAUUAUUGAUGCACCUGUUGUUGGUUUUGUUAUCGUAUCCGAUGUUGAUGAAACCAGAGGGCGGCUAACGCUGACUGCACCUGCUCCCGGACGUCUUCCAAAGUCUUUUUUAAUUUGGUCCCCAUCCUCUUCCCUUAAGUGCGCAAUGCUCAAGUAG
Messenger RNA from Mitosporidium daphniae, 314 nucleotides. RefSeq names its product mRNA cleavage and polyadenylation factor Clp1. NCBI's taxonomy places the organism in Eukaryota, Fungi, Microsporidia. The annotation marks the transcript as partial. Gene Ontology annotation, biological process: mRNA 3'-end processing. The transcript has a single exon. The record is from RefSeq and is a predicted model, not a curated record.